AUUGUGUUAUUUUAUCUCUACCAACACUUUAUUUUCACUUACACUUACGGCUCAACACCACAACGAGCCCCGUCGUCUCUUACAAAGCAAGCCAUUUUUAUCGACUUGCUCCAAAAAAGUCCGAAGAACAACGACCAAAUCGGCGGAUCUUCCUGUGGCUAUUUUCAGACACAGACACGCCUUAUCGGCCACGCUUGAAGCUUGCAGCCAAACAGCGUGCCAGACCUUAUCUCUGUGCAACAUUCCGGCGCCGUAACAGGUAUCUUACACCCCUUUCGGUUCAUCUGUGCCCCAUCAACAUCAAUUCUCUGCCCCUGAGCCCUACUACUGCUGCUGCUACUGUUGCUGCUGUUGUGUCCCCGCCUGUGGUUUCCGUUUUACAGCCCUUCCACCCCUCCACCAGCCAAAGACUCCUUUUUUUUAAUUCCUCCCGUUAGCCUUCCUGCGGCGAGGCGCAGGUUGAAGAAGCGUUCAGCGGAAGGCUGUGUCUGCUCGGGACAUGAACGAGAUGAGCAGGAUCGGGCCUUCCAGAGCUGAGCCAGGCUGGAAAGAUGAGGUUUCCUUAUCUCGGGCUCCGGCAGCGUGCCCUGGAUUCUGGAACACAUGUCUUGGCUUCCAGAAGCGGCAGCAACGAGGAGCAAGUACCGAACAGCGAAGAGCCGUGACACUUGAGAUGGCGAUCUGGGCUUUGUGAGAGCAUUUGCACUAAUACAAUCUUGUGCAGACGAAAACAAUCGAAACAGGACCCUCGGGAUUUGCUGUCUGGGAUAGAUCGGCACUUUUCCUGCUUUCGCGGCAUCAAACUCUAUUUUCACCGGGCAAGACUAGACUUUAAGCCGUCUUUGUCUCCUCACGGUCCGAAGCGACUGACACAUCGCCCGUCUUCAUCCAAGACACGACGAUAAAAAGGUAAACGAGACAUCUUUUUUUCCCCAUUGUAUGCACCUUAUCGCAGUUGCAUCGCCCCGCCGUGCCCGUCUCAUUCCGUCCAGGUUCAGGGACCCAGAAAACUAACAUUGCUCGAUGCAGCAUCUGCCGGGGCGCAUAUCGAAGAGAUACGAUACAAACCGAGUCUUGCGCCGCCGAAUAACACCUCGGGCUUGAUUCAGACCUCCAAGCGAGAGCCGCCAGGUACGUUCCAACGUUAUGCAUCCACCACCAGCAUGUCCCCCAUGUCACCACCUCUCCAGUCUGCACAAAUAUCUCCUCCUGGUAGCUCCAGGGCAAGAGGCAGGGGAAAAGGAACCCUCGAGGUUCUUAUCUCAGACGGACCCACACUAGCUGCACAGCAACAGCACAGCACAGAAGCACCCAAGGGAUGAGCAGGUGGCAGUACGGAGUACGAGCGUAGGUUUCAGUAGCGGUGAAGCAUGCUUUCGCAGCUUGUUUGAACGCAGCAGAACCACUCUCGGAGGCUAUACUCCCGGAAACGAAGAAGCACAGCUGCUCGCUCUGGCCGAGCUGCCGUCGAUGCUAUCUAAGUUGCCAUGUCACUCGCUCUCAUUCCUGGUCUCUUGUGCCACGCCGUCUGUGGCUUCUGCCUCUCCUAGUUCAUCCGAUGCCGGCAUCUCUUCCCAACAUCAAACCUGAUUGCCGCGAUCAGCUAUCGGGGUGAGCAGGUUCAAACGAGGCGAGGAGGGUCAUGGCAAGGGCCAACUGCGGCUCCCUCGCCGCUUCGACAACCACCAAAAGCACACACCGCGCCCAUGGUAUCAUACGCGCUCCGAUGCACUCUUACACACCUGCCAACAUGUCCCUCUACUCCUUUACAAAACUUGUGCUCGCUCCCCUCGAGCCCCCCAGCCUCUUCCCUUUCCGCUUUUCUCUUGCUCCUUAGAUCCUUCGUCAUUCCUCAGCCCUACCACCAACUUGCUCCUGCUCCCAAGCCACUCUCUCUUCGAGAUUUAGCACCAUGGAAGGCAUCAUGGUUGAGCCUGUGCUCGCCAGUCAUGUCGACCGUAUGCGCCGGGUGUCUAUCCUGACCAUCAAGACUAACCUUCCAAUGGACAGCUUUCCAGAGUAUCAGGACCCCUUUUCGUCCUCAGACGACACCAUGACUGAGUCUCCUAGCACCCUCAACCCAGCCAACAGGCUCGUUGAGAAGACCAGAGGCACAGAGGUUUCCCGACACCCAUCACCCCAGCCAACACACGUCAGCUAUCCCAAGAUGAACGGCAAUGGCCACAGAGUCUUGCGGUCGGCCACGGUUGGCUAUGUUGCCCCUGAAUUCAAGGGCAAGGCCGAGCAGAUGAAGCAAGUACGGGAAAUCAUCCUUAAGGGCGGUUGGAUUCCCGAGGCUCUCGUCGACGCUCAGAUCAUUUGGUUCUACAAUGAGCUGGCCAUCGACGAUGUCUACUUCCAGCUCGAGUCUCCUGAAGCCAUCAGCAACCACAUCACAUCGCUCUAUGCUGCCAAGGUAGCAGCCUUCUCUCGUGAGGACAAGCGUGAGGAGAUCCGGCUAGACAUGGAAGCCUCUGACCAUGCCAUCUACAUCGACACAAGCGAGCCCGGCAAGACCUCCAUCAACGGCCCAAGAUACGAGCACCGCCUCGAGUCCAAGUACUUGGAUGGUGGUGACACCUCGAAGCGCUUCCGCGUCGAGACUUUCCGGUCUCCCGGUGUUUUGGGACAAGACGCCAACUCCAAGGCCACUCUCCGCUGCUACUUCGUGUAUCAGUGCCAGUUUGUUGAUGCAAAUGCCGACCCAAUGGAGACCAGAUUGGAGGUUAUCAGCGACCGCAUGUUCCUCGCCAAGGCCACCAAGAACACCAAGGUGAUCUAUCAGGAGAUCAUCGAGAGCGCUGUCCGCCGUGCUGGUCCCGUUAUCGAGGUCUACGACAUUGAGGGGACUCCGGAGAAGAGAUUGGUCGUUGCUUUCCGCUCAAGAACUGCCAGGGGCAUCUUCAGCGCCCUGAGCGAUCUCUAUCACUACUAUGGCGUCACCAGCUCCCGCAAGUACGUCGAGCAGUUCUCCAACGGCAUCACCAUCAUCAGCAUCUACCUGCGACCCGCCUCCAACCUCGAGGGCAAGUUCCCAUCCAUCGAGGAGUCCAUCCACCAGAUCACCAAGGAGAUCUCCCUCCUAUACUGCAUUCCCCAGACCAAGCUGCAGGACAUGUUUGCCUCGGGCGAGCUCAGUUUGCAGGAGACCAUCUACGCUCACUCUGUGUGGGUCUUUGUGCAGCACUUCCUCAACCGUCUUGGAUCUGAGUAUGCUUCGCUAGUGGCGGCCCUCAAUCCCAAGAACAACUCGCACGCCGAGAUUCUGUCCAAGAUGAAGAAGCGUCUCCGCACUGAGACUUUUACGCCCGACUACAUCCUGGAGAUUAUCAAGUCUCAUCCCGGACUCGUCAGGGCUUUGUAUGCCUCCUUCGCCAAUGUGCACCUCAAGGUCGGCCCUGGUUUCGACCGCCACUUCAUUGCCCCCACGCCAGCCUUUGAGGUCCUCUCAGACGCCAAGCUCAAGGACAAGAUCACCAAGGACGUGAAUAACGAGCACGAAGAGAUGGUGAUGACUGCCUUCCGCGUCUUCAACAAUGCCGUCCUCAAGACCAACUACUUCACCCCUACCAAGGUCGCCCUCAGCUUCCGCCUCGACCCAAGCUUCCUGCCCGAGUUUGAGUACCCCAACCGUCUCUACGGUAUGUUCCUCGUCAUCUCUUCCGAGUCUCGCGGUUUCCACCUUCGCUUCAAGGACAUUGCCCGUGGCGGUAUCCGCAUUGUCAAGUCCCGCAGCAAGGAGGCCUACUCCAUCAACGCCCGCAACUUGUUCGAUGAGAACUACAAUCUCGCCAGCACCCAGCAGCGCAAGAACAAGGACAUUCCCGAAGGUGGCUCCAAGGGUGUCAUCUUGCUCGACCCCAAGCAGCAAGACAAGGCUCGUGAGGCUUUCGAGAAGUACAUUGACAGCAUUCUCGAUUUGCUCCUCAAGCCAGAGACCCCUGGCAUCAAGAACCCCAUUGUGGACCUCUACGGCAAGGAGGAGAUCCUCUUCAUGGGUCCCGACGAGAACACGGCCGACCUCGUCGAUUGGGCCACCGAGCACGCCCGCCAUCGCGGUGCUCCCUGGUGGAAGUCCUUCUUCACCGGCAAGUCCCCCAAACUGGGCGGUAUCCCCCACGACACCUACGGCAUGACCACUCUCUCGGUCCGCGAGUACGUCAAGGGUAUCUACCGCAAGCUCAACCUCGACCCCUCCACCGUCCGCAAGAUGCAGACUGGAGGCCCAGACGGUGAUCUCGGCUCCAACGAGAUCCUCCUCAGCAACGAAAAGUACACCGCCGUUGUCGAUGGCUCCGGUGUCCUUGUCGACCCCAACGGAAUCGACAAGGACGAGCUCCGCCGCCUGGCCAAGAACCGACAGAUGAUUGUCCACUUUGACCUGUCCAAGCUCUCCAAAGAUGGUUACCGUGUCCUUUGUGAGGAUGCCAACAUCACUCUCCCCACCGGCGAGGUCGUCAACAACGGCACUGCCUUCCGCAACACCUACCACCUCCGCGACACUGGCCUCACUGACAUGUUUGUCCCCUGCGGUGGCCGACCCGAGUCCAUCGACCUCGUCUCCGCCAACAAGCUCAUCAAGGACGGCAAGUGCACGGUCCCUUACAUCGUCGAAGGUGCCAACCUCUUCAUUACUCAAGACGCGAAACUUCGCCUCGAAGAGGCUGGUUGCAUCGUCUACAAGGACGCCUCGGCCAACAAGGGCGGUGUCACCUCGUCCUCUCUCGAGGUGCUGGCCUCCCUCUCCUUUGACGACGAGUCCUUCGUCAAGGACAUGUGCGUCGACAAGAAGGGCAACGCGCCCGAGUUCUACAAGGCGUACGUCAAGGCCGUGCAGGAAAAGAUUCAGGAGAACGCCAGGUUGGAGUUUGAGGCCAUCUGGGCUGAGCACCAGAAGACCAAGGUGCCUCGUUCCAUUCUGUCUGAUAAGCUGUCGCAGGCGAUUACCAGUCUGGAUGAGCAGCUCCAGCACAGCGAUCUGUGGGAGAAUGAGGCGCUCAGGAACAGUGUCUUGGCGGACGCGCUGCCGAACUUGUUGAUUGAGAAGAUUGGGUUGGAGACGAUCAUCAAGCGGGUGCCGGAUAGCUACCUGAGGGCCAUCUUUGGGAGUUAUGUGGCGAGUCGGUUCGUGUAUGAGUUUGGGAGUGGGGCGGGGCAGUUUGCGUUCUAUGAUUUCAUGUCGAAGAGGAUGGCCAAGGUCCAGCAGCAGCAGAAGGCUUAGGGUUUGGGCAUUUUAGGAUUUUGGAGCGAGCAUUGCUUUACUUGAUGUUUUACUUUUGAGCGUUUCUUGAUUUGGGGGGGAAGGGGUCUGUUUAAUGGGGGUUUUUUUUCAUGGCGAAUUGGGGCGUAAAAUAAUCUUCAAAAGCAAAAGAACAGAAGGCGCUCGUUCACAAGAGCAGAAGAGAGUCAGUCAUAGAGAAAAAAGACGCUAGGCAUGGAAUAUUUACAGGUCGAGACAUUAUUUUUUGCAGUUUUUUCUUUGGUUAUUUGUGUUUCGAGGCUUUGUCCCUGAAUCGAAUCGUUUUGAAGCUGGAUCAUAGAAGAGAGGGAUAGACAUGGCGUAUGAUGAUGGACUUGGAUUUUUGUUUAAUGAGACAGAUAGGUUGUCGGGAGUCGAAGAGAUACAUACAUACACUUUGGAUGAGGACAUCAGCAAUGGGAACAAUGCUACCAAAAUGCCAACCUCGGUGAUAGUGAGCAUGUUUCCUGAGUCA
Molecule: messenger RNA, 5714 nt
Organism: Podospora bellae-mahoneyi
Lineage: Eukaryota; Fungi; Ascomycota; Sordariomycetes; Sordariales; Podosporaceae
Gene: GDH2
Product: NAD-dependent glutamate dehydrogenase
Exons: 3
Coding region: 1913-5221 (1102 amino acids)
Cellular component (GO): mitochondrion
Molecular function (GO): L-glutamate dehydrogenase (NAD+) activity
Source: RefSeq, a predicted model, not a curated record